Betta splendens (Siamese fighting fish) is the source of this 4979-nucleotide messenger RNA. RefSeq names its product calcium/calmodulin-dependent protein kinase (CaM kinase) II beta 1 (gene camk2b1). Gene Ontology annotation, molecular function: calmodulin binding; calcium/calmodulin-dependent protein kinase activity; ATP binding. Gene Ontology annotation, biological process: protein phosphorylation. The record is from RefSeq and is a predicted model, not a curated record. Gene Ontology annotation, cellular component: neuron projection; cytoplasm. Lineage: Eukaryota; Metazoa; Chordata; Actinopteri; Anabantiformes; Osphronemidae.
UGCUGUCAGAUAGUGGAGAGAGAGAGAGACAGCGAGCGGACAUCCACCCUGGGCGCCUCGUCUUUCUGAACCGACCCCUCCGUCUCUAGCGCCUCCUCAAAGGCCGUCUAGCUGCCGGUGGACCUGCGUUCCAGACGCAACACUAGCACCAGAUUAUAGCGUUUCCUUUUAGGACGUGAAGCAAGAGACAGGAGAGAGACAUGGCCACGACAACCUGUACGCGAUUCACAGACGAGUAUCAGCUGUACGAGGAGCUGGGGAAAGGCGCCUUCUCAGUGGUGCGCAGGUGUGUGAAGCUGUGCACGGGGCAGGAGUACGCCGCCAAAAUCAUCAACACCAAAAAGUUAUCAGCACGAGAUCACCAGAAGCUGGAGCGAGAGGCUCGGAUUUGUCGCCUGCUGAAACACCCCAACAUCGUCCGUCUUCAUGACAGUAUAUCAGAGGAGGGCUUCCACUACCUCCUGUUUGACUUGGUGACUGGAGGGGAGCUCUUUGAGGACAUCGUAGCCAGAGAGUAUUACAGCGAGGCCGACGCCAGUCAUUGCAUCCAGCAGAUCCUGGAGGCGGUGCUUCACUGCCAUCAAAUGGGCGUGGUGCACCGGGACCUGAAGCCAGAAAACCUGCUCCUGGCAAGCAAAUGUAAGAACGCUGCAGUGAAGCUGGCCGACUUUGGCCUGGCCAUCGAGGUGCAGGGGGAUCAGCAGGCCUGGUUCGGGUUCGCCGGCACACCGGGGUACCUGUCCCCCGAGGUGCUGAGGAAGGAGGCAUAUGGCAAACCUGUGGACAUCUGGGCCUGCGGGGUGAUCCUCUACAUCCUGCUGGUGGGUUACCCUCCUUUCUGGGACGAGGACCAGCACAAGCUGUACCAGCAGAUCAAGGCCGGAGCGUAUGAUUUCCCCUCUCCAGAGUGGGACACAGUCACCCCAGAGGCCAAAAACCUGAUCAACCAGAUGCUGACCAUCAACCCAGCCAAGAGGAUCACCGCUCAGGAGGCCCUCAAGCACCCGUGGGUCUGCCAACGAUCCACAGUGGCGUCUAUGAUGCACAGACAGGAGACCGUGGAGUGCCUGAAGAAAUUCAACGCCAGGAGGAAACUCAAGGGGGCCAUUCUUACCACCAUGCUGGUGUCUCGGAACUUCUCUGUGGGCAGCAGGCAGACCACCGCUCCAGCCUCUGUCACUGCGGCCGCGGCGGCGGUGGCUGCAGCCGCCGGCACCACCGCGGGGCUGGUGGAACAAGCGAAGACCAUGCUGAACAAGAAGGCCGACGUGAAGCCCCAGACAAACAGCACCAAAAACAGCAUAGUCACCAGCCCCAAAGGAAACAUCCCUUCACCUGCUCUGGAGCCUCAGACAACCGUCAUCCAUAACCCAGUGGACGGGACGAAGGAGUCCUCCGACAGCAGCAACACCACCGUGGAGGAUGAAGAUGUGAAAGCUGCCGCAAAGUUCGCUGACCUGCUGGGCUCAGUGCGUAGGGGCUCAGGGCCCGCGUCCGACGGGGAGGGGAGAUCCAGCACUUCGCCUCCCGCCGCCCACUCGGCCCCCUCACCUCCACACACCCCCGUUGUCCCCAUGCAGAUGUCUCGGCUCACAGACCUGGUGAGCAGCGUUCGCAAGGUGCCUGCGACUGCGGCGCCCGAGAGUGAGGCUGCACCGGUGCCCAGCGCCAAGCCCGUCCCUCCACCUGCACACACCGCCCCCCCGCCUCCCCCUCACCCCCCCUCCAGCCCCUCCCUGUCCUCCUCCCAGACGCGCAAACAGGAGAUCAUCAAGAUCACGGAGCAGCUGAUCGAGGCCAUCAACAACGGAGACUUUGAGGCCUACGCGAAGAUCUGCGACCCUGGGCUGACUUCCUUUGAGCCCGAGGCGCUGGGAAACCUGGUCGAGGGGAUGGACUUCCACAGAUUCUACUUUGAGAACCUUUUGGCUAAGAACAGCAAGCCCAUCCACACCACCAUCCUCAACCCCCACGUGCACCUCAUCGGCGAGGACGCCGCCUGCAUCGCCUACAUCCGCCUCACCCAGUUUGUGGACGGGCAGGGCCGGCCGCGCUCCAGCCAGUCGGAGGAGACGCGCGUCUGGUACCGCAGAGACAGCAAGUGGCAGAACAUCCACUUCCACUGCUCAGGCGCCCCAGCUGCACCGCUGCAGUGAGGAGUGCUCUGCUGGAGAGAAAGGAGCAGGAGGAAGAGGAGGAGGAGGAGGAAGGGAUGAGAGAACAGGUCCAGUGUCAGUCCUCGCCGUCCAUCAGCCGACCUCCCCCCACCGGACGCCCGCCUCAAGUCCCAGCAUGCAUCUGUGCUUCUCCUUGCCACCAACAGACAGCCUCAUCACACCCUUCACCUCCGUCCAGCUUCCUCUUCUUCCCUCCAGGACACUGGGUGAUGGUUGGUGGGUGGGGGCUCAGUGCUCGGUGUGAUUCCUUCUUCCUGUGGUCUCUUCCCCACUAUUUUUGUGACACCAACCUUUUUGUCCUCCUGUGAAUCUACACUUGUGUGACAUAAACACUGCACUGGAAAUACAGUAUGUAAAGUUUUAAGUAAAAUCUAUUAUUAUUAUCAUUACUAUAUUAAUAUUAUUAUUACACAUUUGCAAUUGUAUAUGUAAUUUGUAUAAUUUGAAUUUAUCGAUGCCAGUGGUUUCUAGAGUUGAAGGGAAUCGUUUCAUUUGUUUUUCUCUAACUUUUUAAGGAAGCAUGUUUUUCCCUUAUUAACAGUGGCUGUUUUUUAUUGUGGCUAUUAAGUGAACAUUGAUAUUGGCCGUUUUUGUAAUUUGCUUCUCGUAUGUUAGAUAUGAUACUGCGCCCAAACCCACAAUGGUUUGUUCAUUUUAGGUUCUCUGUUUUUCUAUUGUUAUUUUCUGAUUCAAUGCUUUUGUUUUUUGGAAGGGGAGAGUUUGAGUGUGUGUGUGUGUGUGUGUGUGUGUGUGUGUGUGUGUGUGUGUGUGUGUGUGUGUGUGUGUGUGUGUGUGUGUGUGUGUGUUGAGAGCAAGGGUUUGCUGAGCUCAGUGUCUUCCUACGUCACAGCGUCACAGGUGUAACGUCAAUUAGCUUUUCGUUCCCGCACCCAGAAAACUAAAGAUGCACAUGAGGAACUUUAUCUUAUUAGAACAUGAUAACUAAUGUUAGAAUGACAUCUUUUUGCUAAGAUAAACAAAACAAACCUAUUGGGUUUAACAUGAAACGUUACUGUCCCUUAUCUAAGUGAAAGCUGGUGUCUGUCUAGUUAAUUACUGAAUUGAACCCAUUUGUUUCUGCUACUAUACUGUACAUACAAGCUAGACUGCAAUUAAUUGAUUUAUUGUAAAUGUUCCUUUUCAUUAAUACCCAUGUUUAUUAAUUACUAUAGGUUUGAUUUGAAUUUAUCCAAAUCCAAAGACUAAGGAAACAAUAAUUCUUAUAUGAAAGUUAAAUGCUAGAAUUUUUAAACUGCUUAUAUAAAGUUUGAAGUAUUUUUAGUUAUUUCCAGCUGGUCACUAUCACUGUUGAUGAAUUGACUAACUGCUGCAGAGCUACAAUAUGUUAAGACCUAUUUUGAACCGCUGUUAUUUGGCCCCGUAGUUCCCACACAGACACAACUUUGAGCAUCAUUGAUUGACUUUAGAAUUCAGUCCCUCCAGGGUUUCGUCGGCUUUGCAGAGAUUCUUGUGGCCUGAAGUGCCUGAUUCUUCCUGUGUGCUUUUCUUUGUCCGUCAAUGAUUUUGUUGCACGCACAUAAUUAGGGCCCACGUGGCACAGCAUCAGGGGUCUGCGCUACAUGAGUAACGUCUGAGGACAUCCCACCUCUCUCUGUGAGUUGUAGUCAGUUUCACCAUAGUUUUCUGUUCUCGUCACAACAGAACCUGUUAUUUAUUUAAAAGUAAACAUUAGCAAGUGCUCAUCAGCGGUUCUGGUGCCAUACGUGUGAGGCGUUCAGGGACCGUACAGAAUGUGGGUCAAAUUUACAGAACGUUUUGUACUGAUUACGCAAACUUGUACUUGUGAAUCUAGAGGGAUGACUUGAAAUUAACUCAUUUGACAACUCUCUCAGAUUCCUGAAGGGACUGAAGGGGAGCACAGCUUGGACGGCCGUGGCCCCACAUCUGCUUUCCUCACAGUGACGGCUCCUGGAGCCUCAGUGAGCAGGAGUCCAGCUUUGGGCCCUGGUGCCAGUGGGAGCCUUAUUUUCUGGCAGGACGCUAACGGUGCUUGGGGAGAGAGGGGGAGACGCGCUGUUGGAGGCUGCUGCUGUUGCUAGGCAACUGCUGGAAACCCCAUUUUCCUAAAAGUUGAGAUACAGUAUUUUUAACUCCAUAACAUCUUGGUGCUGUCUGGAACACGACAGCGAGGCCUUUAUUUUUCAACAAAAUGACAAACCAAAAAAAAGUGAGCACAGAUUAAAUAUUCCCAGAGGACGUGGGACCUUUUCUCACGUCCAGACCCAGAAACAAGCACAGAAACGAGGUGCUACUUCCCAAUAAGAAGCACAGACUCUUGUAUACGUGUGAGGCUUGAUUAGAACUUGUCUGUUGGGUCGGUUUGUCACUGAAGUCCUGCCUUGCGUCCGUGUCUGUGUCUGUGGGUGAGUGCUGUGAGCGAUGAAGGCUUUAUUUGACAGGACAUAUCAGUCCCCGCCUUCAGCCCUCAGCUUCUCCUUCUUAUGAUUGAACCUGCUUCUCGUGCUUUUCUUCUCUUGUGCUCUCUGACUUGCGUUACAGUGAAGUGUUGUCGAGCUUUUCGUGGUACAAACAGGAUUGUUGGGACAGACUUCACCCUUUCACUUAGCUCUACUGUUCUUUGCCCGUCCACCGUCGGCUGCCUUCAUUUGUCUCGCGCCUGUUGGUCAGACCAAGAUACCGCAUAAGAGAGCGACAGUUGCUUUGGUGAAUAGUCCUCAGGUUUCUAUUUAUUUGAAAUAUUUAUUUAUUUAUUCUAGAGAUGUUGAUUUGUGCUUUCUUCUUUUUACAUUUUGUUGUACAGCUGUUUGCAGCUUUUUAAAG